Molecule: messenger RNA, 1303 nt
Organism: Medicago truncatula (barrel medic)
Lineage: Eukaryota; Viridiplantae; Streptophyta; Magnoliopsida; Fabales; Fabaceae
Product: serine/threonine-protein kinase ATG1t
Exons: 8
Coding region: 154-999 (281 amino acids)
Biological process (GO): protein autophosphorylation; autophagosome assembly; regulation of autophagy
Cellular component (GO): cytosol; cytoplasm; phagophore assembly site
Molecular function (GO): protein serine/threonine kinase activity; ATP binding
Source: RefSeq, a predicted model, not a curated record
UUUUCCAUUUAAACGGUGCUGGCUGAUGUUGGGAUGCCGUGUGUAGUAUGUUCCAGAAAGAAGCAGCAUAACAUUAAUUAAAAUAACAUCGGACACAAAAUCAUGUCUGUCUUUGUAAAAAUGUUGGACUAACCAAAUUUCACUAUACCUACAAUGGAAUAUGAAUAUGAUUGUGAUUUUGAAGAAAAAUUGGUAAGAGAAGAAGGAAACAACAAAAACUACUAUUAUGUUUUAAAGUCCAAAAUCGGAGAAGGUUCUUUUUCCACAGUGUGGAAAGCUGAACAAAGACCAAGUGGUGAAGAUGUAGCGGUGAAGCAAGUCUUUCUCUCCAAACUCAACUCUCACCUCAGAGCUUCCUUGGACUGUGAGAUCAACUUUUUGUCUUCUGUUAAUCAUCCUAAUAUUGUUCACCUUCUUCACUUCUUCCAGGGUAAUGGAUGUGUUUACUUGGUUCUUGAGUUUUGUGCUGGAGGGAAUCUAGCUUCUUAUAUUCGAUGCCAUGAAAGAGUUCAUCAACUAACCGCCAAAAAAUUCAUCCAGCAACUUGGCUCUGGUUUAAAAGUACUACACUCUCAUGGCAUCAUUCAUAGAGACUUGAAACCCGAGAACAUUUUGCUAUCAAGCCAUGGUGCCGAUGCAGUGCUGAAAAUAGCUGAUUUUGGUCUCUCAAGAACUGUCCGCCCAGGUGAGUAUGUGGAGACAGUUUGUGGAACUCCAUCGUACAUGGCUCCUGAAGUUCUUCAGUUCCAGAGAUAUGAUCACAAGGCAGACAUGUGGAGUGUUGGGGCCAUGCUUUUUGAGCUUCUAAAUGGUUAUCCACCUUUUAAUGGCAGAAAUAAUGUUCAGGUGUUGAAAAACAUAAGAUCAUGUACCUGUCUUCCAUUUUCUCAAUCGGUCCUUUAUGGAAUGGAUUCUGCCUGUCUUGAUAUUUGUUCAAGACUACUGUGCUUAAAUCCAGUAUUUCCACCUUGUUGCAGUGGAGCGCCUCUCUUUCGAUGAAUUUUAUUUCCAUAGCUUUCUACGAGGAAAAUCAUUGGGACCUUGACAGCAAUCCCCUCUUUUAUUAUUUCCAUAGCUUUCUAGAGGACUUUACUUGCUGAUGACUGUUUGGUUGUGAGUAGUACGUAGUAGCAGUAGGAAUGGUUCCAGCUACCAUAGCAUGGAUGAGGAUCAGAGUGAGGAUUUUUUUUUCCACUUUUGAGAAGUCUCUCUGUGUGUAUAUAUAAGAUGUCAUAAAAGAUGGUUGUGUUGUUUUAAUUCUUCAUACCUUGUUUAAUGGUGCAAUGUAUACCCUUCUUGUACA